UCAAUCAGUCCUUGACAUUCACAAUCAGACCUCGCUGAUCAGUCCUCAGUCGUCUGCCAGACGCGGUGGUGUGCGGUCGCCACCAUGAACGUUACCGUGCUCACAGUGAAAGUUUCUUAGAGAAAUGCGUUUCGCGAUCGCCUUUCUGUUUGUGGCGUCAUGUCGGUGCGCACUCAGCCUGGACUACGCGUCGGCGUGCGCGCGGCCGCACCGCUCGACGCGCGCGCACGUGCGCGACGCGCCCUGCGACCUCAGCAAGCAGAGCUUCUGCACCACGCCGGGCUCCAGCUACCCGUGGCAUGCGAUACGCCGCUUUGUUAGAGAGAAUCAGGGUCUUAUGAGAAGAAUGUAUGGUGAGGAGCGACACAUAGCAGUUUUAAAAGCAGAAAUAGAAAACUUUAUAGAUGAUGAUGAGGAUGACAAGUCAAAGGGUUUCGCUGAAGAUAUCAUAAAAACAAAAAUAAAGUAUACCAAGAAAGCGCAUCGCGGUAUAAAGGACAAACCUCAUUUCCGACCGAUACAAGCAGAUAAACAGAAAAAAGACAACGACACGUUAAGAGUUAAACCUUUAGAAAGACCUUUAAAUACACCUAAAAAUAGCUCCAGUAAGAAUACGGAAACAAAUUAUGAAAAUAAUGAAACCCUGGACGAAAAAGGAAUAUCAUAUAAAACAAAACUUGAAAGUAUAGCGAAUAUAGAAAUAAAUAAUUUAGAACCAGAUGUAAUUACAUUAGAGGCUAUAAUCAAACAAAGCAUAGAAACAAAUAGUAUAUAUCCGAAUGUAGGCAAUAUUCCUAAGAGCGAUGGAAAUGCAGAUAACAAAAAUAAUUCAGACGCUUUAUCUACGAGCACUGAAAACGGGAACGCAACAGAGACAACAGAGGAACAAUACGAUGAAACAACAACAGAGUCUAAAGAUGCUUGGAAAACAGUGGACGCGUCAACACUGCCACCGACUUUACUGUUUUCAGAACACGAGAAAGUAAAAAUAGAUCGUAUCGAUACAAAAGUGAAUGAGAAAAAAGAGGAAUUCCACCCAAAGCCACAGCAAGAAACAAUCCGUCCGGCUGUUAUAAAGCUACGAGGAGCAAACGCUUGCGAAUCGAAAGAAGAGAUGGCUGCCCCGUUUUGGGCGAAUAGCACACGUGGCGAAGUCCUGGCGCUCCUCAACAUGUACCCCUUCGAGCAGUACAUACACUUGGAGACGUGUGUUCAUGAACACAAACAGAUGUACUGUAGGGAGGGAUGCAGAUGUGAACAACAAUAUCGCAUCCAUCGUUUGCUCGCCUAUGAUCCCAGGAACGAAUGCCGUGGAAUCUUCGCUGAUUGGUUCAAAUUUCCCGCCUGUUGCGUUUGUAAAUGUUAUGACGUGCCACUCGAGUUCCGAGCACGGUCUCCAAGGAUAUUACAUCCACAGUACGACGAAGACGUAAAAAGAAUUAUUUACGAAGAUGUUGCCCGUGACUGGUACUCCUUAUCGUAUGAAGACGAUGAUGAAGAUGAUUUAUAUUAAAUAUAAAAAAUGUUAGUUAAAUUAACUUCAAUUGCCAUAUUAUUUAACUGUCAUUUUCAAGUAUAAAAAUAAACAGGCAGCAUUUAAAAAAAAUAACAUCGUGCACUUUUCAAAUUGCUUUGUUACUAUUGCUAUGAAAUUAAUUAAUAACAAUUAACAAUUGUAAGUUAUGUACAUAAUUCGAUUAGGUAUUAAUCUUGUUGAUUACAUUUAUAGUAACUUGAUUAAUUAUUGAGGUUCUGUACACAUUAAAAAGAUUUGUUUUAGUAGGUAUAUUUAUAACUUAUAUACUAUCUAAUUCAUUUGCCUACACAAAACUUUUAAUGUAAAUUAUUCAUUUGUAUGUUUAAGGCUAGUGAAGAUGUAUGUUGUAAAGUGAAAUUGUAAAUACAGUAGCGUAAAAUAUGAAAUAUAAUAUAUAUCUUUCAAAAUAUUGUGUCUUAUU
Zerene cesonia (dogface butterfly) is the source of this 1958-nucleotide messenger RNA. RefSeq names its product protein spaetzle 4 (gene spz4). Gene Ontology annotation, molecular function: Toll binding; growth factor activity. Gene Ontology annotation, biological process: regulation of Toll signaling pathway; innate immune response; central nervous system formation. Lineage: Eukaryota; Metazoa; Arthropoda; Insecta; Lepidoptera; Pieridae. Gene Ontology annotation, cellular component: extracellular region. The coding region runs from base 125 to 1513 and encodes 462 amino acids. The record is from RefSeq and is a predicted model, not a curated record. The transcript has 5 exons.